AAGUUGACCAAAUUACUACUACCAUUUGCCAUUAGCCAUUAGAUGAGAAAAUUCCUCUAAAGAAUGGAACGUGAACCACACUUGGGAGUUGGUGAGAGCGACCAAUGUUGAACAUGAGUCCAAAGAAGAUGUGAGGGAGUCCCCAAAGGGUUCAUUAUCUACCAAUAACUCACAGUUUGAAGCUACACCACACCUCGCCGAUCAAUUUUAUCCUUUGUGUUUUGAUCUUUUAAGAUAAAACACAGCAUCCCCACAUUUUCAAAAUAAAUCCCCUUUUUCAGUGGCUCUGCUGCUGCCACUGCUUUCAAAUCCUUACACACUGCCACAUCUUUAUAUAUAUCAAUUCUUUAUUUGUAUAUAUUGCCUUUCCCUGACAUGAAAAAGUCUCUGACACUUGCAACACAAUAAACUACACAUAAAAUCUGUGCCUGCCCUUUGCUCUGCACACCUCGGGAUAUCAGUUUCAACUCCACUCAUCCCACGGGUUACUCUCGUUUACGGAGUUUUUUUCUGUUCUGCACUUCCCUGUUUAGUUUUAAGGGUGAACUGUUUGGAUUUUCUGGUAAUUCAUGAUUUAUUGAGUUUAGGUCCUGAAUUUUACGGAUUCUUGGUUUUGGUGUAAGGUUGAGUACCGAGUCCAUAUAUUGGUAAGUUCAAGGAAGGAACUUGGGCAUCAUGGGUCUUAAGGCAUUAGACUAUGAGACAAUGAAUGAAAACGUGAAGAAAGUUCAAUAUGCAGUUAGAGGUGAGUUGUAUCUUCGAGCUUCUGAGCUUCAGAAGGAAGGGAAGAAGAUUAUUUUCACAAAUGUUGGCAAUCCUCAUGCUCUUGGACAGAAGCCACUGACUUUCCCUCGUCAGGUGGUUGCUUUGUGCCAAGCUCCAUUUCUGCUAGAUGAUCCUAAUGUAGGACUUAUAUUUCCCGCCGAUGCCAUUGCAAGAGCAAAACAUUAUCUUUCAUUGACUUCUGGUGGUCUAGGUGCAUAUAGUGAUUCCAGAGGUAUUCCAGGCGUUAGGAAGGAGGUUGCUGAAUUCAUUGAGAGGCGUGAUGGGUAUCCUAGUGACCCGGAGCUCAUAUUUCUCACUGACGGUGCCAGCAAAGGUGUGAUGCAGAUCUUGAAUUGUAUUAUCCGUGGUCAAGGGGAUGGGGUUUUGGUUCCUGUUCCACAGUAUCCACUUUACUCAGCUACAAUAUCUCUCUUUGGCGGUUCACUUGUUCCUUACUACCUAGAAGAGACUGCAAACUGGGGGCUGGACGUAAACAAUCUUCGUGAAUCAGUUGCACAGGCUCGCUUCAAAGGAAUAACUGUGAGAGCAAUGGUAAUUAUUAACCCUGGGAACCCUACUGGUCAGUGUCUCAGUGAAGCUAAUUUAAGAGAAAUAUUGAACUUCUGUUACCAAGAAAACUUGGUAUUACUUGGAGAUGAGGUUUACCAACAGAAUAUAUACCAGGAUGAGCGCCCCUUUAUCAGUUCUAGAAAGGUGUUGAUGGAUAUGGGGCCUCCAAUUAGCAAGGAAGUCCAGCUUGUUUCUUUCCACACUGUGUCUAAAGGAUAUUGGGGUGAAUGUGGGCAGCGAGGGGGAUACUUUGAGAUGACCAACAUUCCUCCAAAGACAGUUGACGAGAUAUACAAGAUUGCAUCAAUAUCCCUUAGUCCUAAUGUUCCCGCUCAGAUAUUUAUGGGAUUGAUGGUCAACCCACUCAAACCUGGAGAUGUUUCAUAUGAUCAAUAUGUUAGGGAAAGCAAGGGAAUCCUUGAAUCAUUGAGAAGAAGAGCAAGGAUAAUGACUGAUGGAUUUAACAGCUGCAAGAAUGUGGUUUGUAAUUUCACUGAAGGUGCCAUGUAUUCUUUUCCUCAAAUACACUUACCACCAAAAGCUAUAGAAGCUGCCAAACAGGCAGGAAAAGUCCCAGAUGUUUUCUACUGUCUCAAGUUGUUGGAGGCAACAGGCAUCUCCACUGUCCCCGGCUCCGGAUUCGGACAAAAAGAAGGGGUGUUCCACUUGAGGACUACAAUUCUACCUGCUGAGGAAGACAUGCCUGAAAUCAUGUCGAGUUUCAAGAAAUUCAACGACGAGUUCAUGGCUCAAUAUGAAGAUAACUGGAAUCAUUCAAGGAUGUGAAGCAUGUUUAGAAGUCCUUAAUACUGUAUUUAUCUAUUAACUAGCUAUGGCAAACCACUCUAUAAUACGUUGUAAAACUUUGUUCAUGUUCUCCUUGUCCUUGAGCUGUAAACUUAAAUCCUACUGAAGAUUUGCCUCUGCUUCUCUCUUUCCUUUUUCUCUAAUGACAUCUCUCAUGGAAUCUCUACUACUGAA
Gossypium arboreum is the source of this 2316-nucleotide messenger RNA. Its product is annotated as glutamate--glyoxylate aminotransferase 2. Gene Ontology annotation, biological process: photorespiration; biosynthetic process. The coding region runs from base 676 to 2121 and encodes 481 amino acids. Lineage: Eukaryota; Viridiplantae; Streptophyta; Magnoliopsida; Malvales; Malvaceae. Gene Ontology annotation, molecular function: L-alanine:glyoxylate transaminase activity; pyridoxal phosphate binding; L-alanine:2-oxoglutarate transaminase activity. The record is from RefSeq and is a predicted model, not a curated record. The transcript has 14 exons.